Molecule: messenger RNA, 2420 nt
Organism: Brachypodium distachyon (stiff brome)
Lineage: Eukaryota; Viridiplantae; Streptophyta; Magnoliopsida; Poales; Poaceae
Exons: 5
Coding region: 381-1571 (396 amino acids)
Source: RefSeq, a predicted model, not a curated record
GCCUGACGUCCGCUUCGUCAAGUUAGACCUAUCGUUUGGGUCCCACAACUCAGUGACUGCGAAGCCACUGACGUGCGGGCUCCACACGUCAGAGCCCCUUCAAAGCCCGGGUUCUAUUCUAUUCCCCCCCGCAACCCUGCGGCGGCGGCGCCGCUCACCCCCCCGCCGGAACCUGAGCUCCCAGGAGAGGCGAUGGAUGGUUUCUCUUCCAAGGAUGCGGACAAGCUGAGCUCGCUUCUUCCGCGAGAGGAAAGCCUCGUCGAGAAGAAGCGGCGAUGGCUGGCCUCAUCGGGUUCUGAAUUAGAUGUUCCCCGUAGAUCCAAGCAACCAAAGUUUCUCAAAGCUGUAUUCAAUGUCCUGCAGCUACUUGGCUGAAUCGGAUGCCCAGGGCUGUUGAAGUGUCUAGCGAGGGAGUAAGAUUCUACGUCGAAAGAAGUUUCGGUCUGCAGAGCAAUUGCUACAAGCACCACGUAGUUAAGGACGGCCGUGAUCUUUUUAAGUUACAGAAACAGAAAGAUGGCUCUCUCUGUCCAGAAAGCUUUAAGAUCUUGCACUGCACAAUCCAAAAAUUAAGCAACGAAGCGCUUGAUUUAGUGGCUAAGAUUGUGACACAUGAUGGCACUAAUUGCAGGAAAUUCAGGCCAGUCUUGCUAAAGAUUGUGAAGGACCACCUCCCGAAAUACUUGGCCAAGUUGGAUGGCGAAAAUAGCAAGGUUCCGUUGUCUCAAAUUUUAACAAAUCCAUGCAUCUGUCAGUCCAGUUCCAUCAGCAUUGCAACACCUAUUUCACCAAUGCUUCUGUCAUCUAUGAACCAAGCUUUAAUUAGGCUGGAUGAGAUUUCCCACCAAGCUGUUGUUGCAAUGAAUAGAAAGCUCAGGGAACGAUUGUGUGUUCCAAAGUUCUCGAUGACAGAUCAUGGAGCUUCCCAUAAUGGCUAUCGAACUAACACAAAAGGUCGUAUUGUUGACUUGGUGUGGAGAAGGUGUCUAAGCAUGACACAAAAGCUGCAUGAAGGCAAGGAUCUGCCAAAUAGAGUCGCAAAAGCAUUGUCAGUAAUGAACUUAGAUCGGAAACUAACACUAAGGAGUAUGGAUAUUUCACAGACUGGGUUCUUUCCCUUCGCAUGUGAAACUGUGCUGUUGCAGAAUAAUAUCCUGAAUGCUCUGUGGUCACUUCCAGAAAUCCAUACUGAUAAUCUGAAGUUGCUGCGUCCCAUUCUGAGUCAAAGCUCCAAGGUUAAGAUGACAUCAUUCCGAGGAGCUGUGAGGAGGUACUUGAAAGACUGUUUGUUUGAAUGUGAUGAUUGUAGUUUACCGAUUGAGGCGGAACGACCCAUUUCUUUCAUAGAUCAAAUGUCUCCUAAACAUCAGCAGGCUAUUCUCGCAGAAGAGAGAAAGGAAGUGGAAGUAGAUGCUGUCCUGGAUUUAAGCAGUUGCCUCAGAUCUUUGGCACGUGGUGCCACAGAAGAACGCCUGAGUGAUGAUGAAGUCAGCUUAGAGGUUGGCGGUUGCAGCAAAGAUAAUGAUUUUGUACUCGCCGAUAGCAACUACUUCGAUAUCCGUUCUCAGUAGCAUAUGGAUGAGGUCUGCUCAAAUUUUGUCAUCAACACUGCUGGUGCUGGACAUUAUGGAGGCAGUGAAGUUGCCUGUAGUACCAAGGAUCCUAGAUCGAAAAAGGACGAUGUGAAGAAGGCUGGAUGUGCUGAAGAUCAUCUAUAUGCAGCAUGCGAUGACACUGCAAUUGUGGCAGACAAACUUAUUGGGCAAAUUCUGAAUUACAUGCUGAUUGAGGAUAAGGCGGUUGAUGAACUUACUAGAAGUUAUCUUGGAGGAGGUUCUAUUUCUCAAAAUCCUCAAGGUGCAUUGUGAACCAUCGGUAAAGGUUUUCUAUGUUUUUGGGUUUCCAGUGUACAAUGCCAUUGUAUGAUAACAAAAUGUUUCUUUGCCAUAGUUGUUGUAGCGAAGAACCAAAAAGGCAUUGUGUUGCAUUCUAUCCAGAGUGUCUUACCUAAUCUGGCAGAAAGGUUUUCCAGUUUGCUCCAUUGUUUCCCUUCCUCCAUUUUGCACAUGAAUGGUCUAAUACUAUGUUGCCGUGUGGGGUGUAGCUCCUUGGAGAAGAUUAGGAGGACAAUGGAUGGUGCUGACAAGUGAGGAGAUCUGCUAGGUGCUAGCAUUGUCUUGAGGUGAUGGGAACGACUGCUGCAGUUCUCUCUGAGUUUGCCGCAUCGCAUCAAAAUGUCGUCGGCGCUGUUUAUAUGUUAUCUGAAAUAACAUGUUGAUUGUGUGCCUUGGUCUAGACAAGUUUCUGAUGAAACUUGAAUACCUGAGUCCAGAAAUUCUAACUUCCCCUACUAGUAAUAUUUCAAUUUCGCGGUACCUUGUGUUGCUGAUCUAUUUAUACAACCAGCUUAGUCGUCAUCA